AUGAGCCCUACGUAUAAGGGCUUGAGAGUAUGUCCUCGAAAUGAAGUAUUAGAGAUAAAGGAUGAUGAUGGUGAUACAUAUGAGAGAAUAAUCACGAGGGUUUUACAAAGAGAGACCAACAGAGCUCAGUUGGCAGUAUGCCCACCUCCAGAAAGUAAGAGAGAUAAUUUCGAAUUUCAUGGGAGGUGGGUAAGUGAGAAUGCUUAUCUCCGAGACUGUGAAGAGCAGGACAAAAGUAAUCUCUACUGCGGCACAGUCCCUCGGCAAACGCGGCUGGUCAAUUCGUUGCCCUUCGCACAUCAACCUUUCUUUGACAUGUCAGCAAUUAGAAUUUUAGGUUGUAAUGACGUGUGGGAUAAUGUUGAUCUUCUUGUUGGAUCAUCAAGUAGUAAUGUGACUUUGGUGCCUGACUAA
Messenger RNA from Dovyalis caffra, 414 nucleotides. Lineage: Eukaryota; Viridiplantae; Streptophyta; Magnoliopsida; Malpighiales; Salicaceae. The record is from the annotation of a GenBank genome assembly.